GAUUGGUCAAGUCCAUUGCGAGAUUUAAUGCUCAAUUUCAGUUAGGCCGGUUUGUUAUUGUUAUGUAAAAAUGGCUGCUGGACCCAUUGCCGAAAGAAAUCAAGAUGCAACAAUUUAUGUUGGUGGUCUGGAUGAAAAAGUCAGUGAAACAAUCCUUUGGGAACUAUUUGUUCAAGCAGGUCCAGUGGUUAAUGUUCAUAUGCCAAAGGACCGUGUAACUGGGCAACACCAAGGAUAUGGAUUUGUAGAAUUUUUAGGAGAAGAUGAUGCAGAUUAUGCUAUCAAAAUUAUGAAUAUGAUAAAAUUAUAUGGGAAACCUAUUAGAGUAAAUAAGGCUUCUGCUCAUCAAAAGAAUUUGGAUGUUGGUGCUAAUAUAUUUAUUGGCAACUUAGAUCCUGAAGUGGAUGAGAAACUGCUGUAUGACACUUUCAGUGCUUUUGGUGUGAUUUUACAGACACCUAAGAUCAUGAGAGACCCUGAAACUGGUAAUUCUAAAGGUUAUGCAUUUAUCAAUUUUGCAAGCUUUGAAGCAUCUGAUGCUGCAAUUGAAGCAAUGAAUGGACAGUACUUAUGUAACAGACCUAUCACUAUAUCAUAUGCUUUCAAGAAGGAAUCUAAAGGAGAAAGGCAUGGUUCAGCUGCUGAGCGAUUAUUGGCUGCUCAGAAUCCUUUGUCUCAUGCCGAUCGUCCUCAUCAGCUCUUUGCAGAUGCACCUCCAACAGCUGGUGGUCCCAUGCCAGUUCCAACACAUUCUGUCCCUCCACCUCCUCUGCCACCACCACCUCCAAUGAAUGUAUCUAUGUCAAAUCAAGUAACUACGUCAUCAGCUACAUCAUUGCCACCUCCACCUCCUUUGCCUCCAAGUUCAUUACCACCUCCACCUCCUAUGAUAAGACCACCCAUGCCUCCACCUCCUCCAUCGGCACCACCUCCACCACCAGCAACUCAUAUGCCUCCACCUCCUCCACCAGCAUCAUCAUUUGGAGGAAUGCCACCUCCUCCUCCAUUACCACCUUCAUCUACUGCUACUUCCCAGAUUCCAGUGCCUCCUCCAAGUUCGGAUGCUCCACCACCACCUCCUAAAGCCAGUGAUCAGCCCCCUCUGCCUCCUCCACCACCACCAAUGGGAAUGCCACCUGGCAUGCCUCCAUUUCACAGUCAAGGUGUUCCUCCACCUCCUCCUCCUCUUCAUGGCAUGAGACCUCCAAUUCCAGGACUUUUUCCUCCUCGACAACCAUAUGGCCCUCCACCAUUUCCUCCACGAUCAACAGCCAUGCCACCAGCACCUCCUCCUCCUGGACCAAUGCCCCCUCCUCCUCCCAGAGAAAUGCGGCCACCUAUGCCCCCGAUGCCCCCACCUCCACCACCAAGCUCGGCUCCAUGAGUAUUUCAAAGAUGUUGAAACUCAAGACUGUAAAAUAUUCUUUCUAUGUGUAUCCUAAUGUGUGGGAUUAUUAUAAAGCUUUAUAUGAUGUAUAGUUUGUUAAAUAAACAUCUUUAUACAUAAA
Argiope bruennichi is the source of this 1508-nucleotide messenger RNA. RefSeq names its product splicing factor 3B subunit 4-like (gene Spx). Gene Ontology annotation, biological process: positive regulation of mRNA splicing, via spliceosome. Gene Ontology annotation, cellular component: U12-type spliceosomal complex; nucleolus. The record is from RefSeq and is a predicted model, not a curated record. NCBI's taxonomy places the organism in Eukaryota, Metazoa, Arthropoda, Arachnida, Araneae, Araneidae. Gene Ontology annotation, molecular function: RNA binding. The coding region runs from base 71 to 1384 and encodes 437 amino acids. The transcript has 9 exons.